AAUUAGAGUAAAAAUUCCAUGAAACCAUUUCAAUUAACGUUGGCGCACAGCACACGUUUGAGCUGUCUUUUUUGAAACGCAACACAAACACGUCAUCUUUCAUUUAUUUCUUUAUUUUAACUUUUUUAUUUUUCCUUAUCAAGCACGAAAAGUGUAACAUUUUCUUUCAACUUCAUUUUUAUUCUACAAAACCCUAAUUUUUGUUUGUUACUUCGAAUUUUUCAUUGAGAUUCGUUUCACUCGUUGAAAUUCAGGCUGACCUAUAAUAAAGAAUUAUAGUAUUGAUGUCUUCAAAAACAUUGAGGAGAAGACUCCAUCACGGGGAUGUCGAUGGCAAAAGGCAGGAGCAUUUGGAUACUACUGGAUUAGAUUCAUUGAAUGAGCCGUUGCUGGGAGGUGAUGAUUAUAUUGAGAGUAAGAAGAUAUGUACACUUGAAGAUUUGUGGGAUGAUGAGAGAAAGAAGGCGCAAAUUCAUUGGACAUUUUUAUUUUCGAACCUCAUUGCGCAAUGGGCACAGUGGUUAGCAAACAUUGUUCUAGGGUCUGGAUCUCUUCUUGGUCGUCUUUUAUCACAUUCUUCUAGUGGUUUUUACUUGCAAAACAAUAGGAUGGUUCCUCCAACACUUAGCCCUGUGCAGGAAGAAAGACUAAGAAACUUAAAGCAACGGCUUGAAGUUCCCUUUGACGGUUCUAAAACAGAUCACCAAGAUGCUCUUUUACAAUUGUGGAAAUUGGCUUAUCCUGACCGAGAGCUUCCUCCACUUAAAUCGGAUUGUUGGAAGGAAAUGGGAUGGCAAGGUUCAGACCCAUCAACAGAUUUUAGGGGUGGAGGGUUUAUAUCAUUAGAGAACCUCAUCUUUUUUGCGCAGAAGUAUCCAGUCUCAUUCCAGCGAUUAUUAAACAAACAAGAUGGAAUCCGAGCAGAGUGGGAAUAUCCAUUUGCAGUAGCUGGAAUCAAUAUCUCAUUUAUGUUGGUGCAGAUGCUGGAUCUUCAAGCAGUUGUUCCAUCUUCUUCGUCAGGAAUAUGUUUUCUACGGCUGCUUGAGGAGGAUGAAAUGGCAUUUGAUAUUCUUUUUUGCAUUGCCUUUCAAAUGAUGGAUGCUCAGUGGCUAGCAAAGCGUGCUACAUAUAUGGAAUUUAACGAUGUUUUGAAGUCAACAAGAAUACAAUUAGAGCGCGAGCUUGCUCUUGAAGACACCUCCAGUAUAAAAGAUAUACCGGCUCACAACAUGUUGAGAUGAUUAGUGCUCAAUUUUAGUUUAAUAUUUGUGUCUUCUAUUUUGUAGUUAGAAAAUGUUACCUUAAAUGUAUCUAAAGUAUUCAUCAUUCUAUCUCUGAAUAGAAAUGUAAAUCACAAGUGAAAUGGGAUUCCAAAUAUCAGAAUAAUCUUUCUGUUGAUUUCUAUCACCCCUUGUAUUUAAGCAUUUUGUUAGCUUUCAGAAAAUUGUUAAGAAAGUUUAUGUUCUCAACAAUUAUAUACUUUAACAUUUCGAACUACUGCUACUGCUAGUUUUAUUUGACAUAUCAGCUGGUUUUCCUCUAA
Medicago truncatula (barrel medic) is the source of this 1543-nucleotide messenger RNA. Its product is annotated as ELMO domain-containing protein A. The coding region runs from base 285 to 1241 and encodes 318 amino acids. NCBI's taxonomy places the organism in Eukaryota, Viridiplantae, Streptophyta, Magnoliopsida, Fabales, Fabaceae. The transcript has 10 exons. The record is from RefSeq and is a predicted model, not a curated record.